Angiostrongylus costaricensis is the source of this 1870-nucleotide messenger RNA. NCBI's taxonomy places the organism in Eukaryota, Metazoa, Nematoda, Chromadorea, Rhabditida, Metastrongylidae. The record is from the annotation of a GenBank genome assembly.
AAGCUGUUUACUCGGCUAACAUUUCGACAUUUUCGUCUUCAUCAGAGUCGAUGAUCCGAAUCAAGUACAACAACGCAACAAUUUAAACAUAUAUUCAGAGUUGUUUUCUAUUUUUUUUCAGAGUGUGGACAUGUUCGUUGCACAGUGGUCCGGUCAGAUGUUGGCACAUUCCUUAGGACAUUUACUUGGCCUCGAGCACGAUACGCCUUCCUGUCAAUGUGACACAGAUACAGUGAACCAGCAGUGUAUCAUGAACGAUAAACCAGGGUUAGGAAAAUCCGGUGUCGCAUUUGCUUGGCAAUUUUCGAAAUGUUCAAUUGCUCGAAUGCACGGUGUGUGGCAAUCCGGAAAUGUUCACUGCUUAUUGAAUAAACCGUUUCAACCUUCUCAACUUCGCGAAUGUGGAAAUGGUGUUGUGGACGGUUCAGAAGAAUGUGAUUGUGGAACACGUGAGACUUGCACUGAUCCGUGCUGUGAUCCGCUUACAUGCACGCUACGAGCUCAUGCUCAGUGUGCAGGUCAUCAUCAAUGUUGUUACAGAUGCGAGUUACGAAAAGCCGGUGAAGUGUGUCGAGGUGCUCAUUCGCCAUGUGACGUCGCUGAAGUUUGCGAUGGAAAGUCGGGAAACUGUCCUGCAGAUGGACACUUGGUCGACGGCACAGCCUGCGGUCGAGGCGGGCAAUGCUGGCGAGGCAAUUGCAGCGAUCUUUAUCAUCAGUGCCAGGAAAUCUGGGGAAGAGGUGCCCGAGUCGCGGAUGAAGAAUGUUUCAAGCAGAAUACUCGUGGUCACGAGUACGCAAAUUGUGGUUUGAGUGAUAGUAGUGGGGCUUAUCGCUCUUGUCAACCUGAGCACAUUAGAUGUGGGACGCUACAUUGCCAAGACGGCUCGAUUACACCAUCGAAGUCUUCUGUGAGAGCCUUUACUUUCCAAUUUCAACAGGAUGAGAAGCAGGUGCAGUGUAAGUCGAUCGCGGAUGACAGUGUAGGUCUUGUGCAGGACGGAUCUACUUGUGGGUCUGGUCGAGUUUGUGUCGCUGGUUCAUGCGUUGAAAUGUCCUCUGUCUCAACACCAGUCAACUGUCCUUCAAACAAUCAUGCCUUGCAAUGUUCAGGUCAUGGCGACUGUACCACUACUUCUGUCUGCGUCUGCUUCGCUGGUUGGAUAGGCGUAGCGUGUGAUACCCGAUCAAACACCACUUUGUCAAAAAACCAUGGUCUCUCUCGUAAUAUUGUCAUUGUGCCAUCAAUAGCCGAAGGGAAAACUCUUGACACUGCCACACUCCUAGGUAUUUUGCUAAUUGUUGGUGUUAUUCUGCUUCUUUUGCUUGUCUGUCUUCUCUUUUGCUAUCGCCGUCGAUCAGUUGUCGAGAUUCCCACGUCAUCUGAUGAAAAGUUGGAUGAAAGUCUCCCAAAUCAGACUCAACGUUCAAUUAAGUUCGGCAGUAUGCCUAGUUGGAGAGAUGAGAAGCGUCGACGAAAGAGUAACAAGCACGUAUAUGGUGCUCUUAAUCGCAUUACCGAGGCGGAUGAAAGAGAUUCAGCAAGUGUGAGGCAAGUUAAACACAUCGUUAUCAUCAAGGUGAUUUUUUGGAAUCUGCUGGAAAUACGGGCAUUUUUAGGGAGUUCUUACAAACCAUUAGUCGAAGGUUGUGGUGAAGAAGAACUAUCAGGAGUGGAAGCGGAUCACGACCUUGGUUCUAACACGGAAUCCAGCCGUGGCUACGACCUAGAGCCUCGUGCAGAGGUCGAACAGGAGAACGGUGAUGCUAUAUCCUCACCCGUUGGUCGCAGUACAUGUGAUUUUCGGCAAAGUCCUUCACUUUUCAACGACUCCUUUAAACUUGAGAUGUCAUCUUCAAUACAUACAUGA